GGCAGCAGAUCCUCUGUGGAACCUGAGCUUCAUCGAGUGAGCUCCAGCUGCUGGUCGGUUGCUGUUCUGGUUGUGGUUUUGACGGCCCGAGUACUUAGAGACCAUAAAUUCACGUUUUUACGUCAGUCUUCAUCCACAAGCCAUCGCUUUGAAGUCAUGUUGCGUUUAAAGCAAGGAAUCCCAUUGAUUUUGCUGAUCGUUGGUACAUUGGCUGGAGCCUGUGUCCCAAAUGGUCUGGAUUUGAAGCUGCUGAAGGCAUUGACGACUGAUUUGAGCAAGAAUCAGGCUAUCGCCCCGUUCGUCAUGUCCACGCUGAUGACACAGGUCUGGCUGGGAGCCAGGGGCGACACCAGAAACGAGAUAACAUCAGUCCUAGACAUAAGGACAAAGAAGGGAUACAGCUUCUUGACGAGUUACAAACGUGCAAUCAGUGACCUAUCCCACGGUCCUAGUAACAUCACUACCGGUGUUUUUAACCGAAUUUACAUCAAGCAUGGCUUCAGCAUCAAGUCGGGAUUUAAAGAUCUGUUGCAAGAUUACUACUACGCUGACGUCAAGCAAUUCUCCUCGCCGGCGCAGGCGGCGAAGGAAAUAAACUCCGCCGUGGCCAAGGCAACGAAAAACCGCAUCAAGGAUCUUGUGUCAGCGGGCGCUCUGCAGCAAGCGGUCAUGGUCCUGAUCAGCGCAUUGUACUUCAAGGGCCUGUGGCUGACUCAGUUCAACAAGACUGUGACGGAGCCGUUCCUCACGGCCUCGGGGGAGGAGUCGGUCGACAUGAUGAAGCUCAACACCAGUGUGCCGUACGUGAAAAUGGCUGAAUUUGAUGCGAUCUGCCUGCCGUACACGGACAGAAGCUAUGGUAUGCUGAUCUUGCGUCCACUGACACGUGACAUGGCUGCCGUUUCACAUCUGAGGGACUCCCUGGACUCCCUCGAUGUCGCCAAUAUCAUGAAUAAGGUUCGUUCAUCGCCCGUUGAAAUCAGUAUGCCUCGUUUCAAGAUAGAAGCAGGUUACAAACUGAAGAAAACCAUAUCCCAGUUGGGAAUUCGAAAACUGUUCACAGCUCGUGCAGAUCUGGGUAACAUUGCCGAUAAGCCGCUGGCUGUCAGCGAAAUUAUCCACAAGGUGUUUAUGGAGGUGACGGAGAAAGGCACGGAAGCUGCAGGAGCCGGCGCCGUCAUUGUCGUUGGCACGGGCAGCGAGACACCUCCACCCGUCCAGUUCACUGCAGAUCGCCCCUUCUUUGUCAUUGUUUGUAACAAGAAACACAGGAUCAACCUGUUCUCUGCGUACGUGGCCUUACCAUAGUGAUGGUUAACUUGCUGCGCACAUUUAUAGGGCAAGUCGUCCUGGGCACAUUUGCCUUGUGUUGGGCAUUUGGGCAUGCUUUACGGGAAUAUAGUGAAGCCACUGCAUUUAACAGGGUCACGCAAAAAAUUGCGCAAAUUUUGCAAAUCGUUCGUGUGCUUUGGAGCUUUUCUGCCUAAUCUGAGCUGCAACAUUCGUACGAGAGUUUUCAAGUGAAUACUUAGAUGCCGGUAUUAUGGUCACUAUGCUGCAAAGUAUUUCAGGCAGAACUGCGUGAUUGGUCUUCUCAUCUUACACCGUAUCAGAGUGUAAGGAAAUAUAUCUCUAGACUAGUCCUUGUCCAUCUGCUAUUUGGGAGUCCUAUCUGAAUCUGUGUGAAAUACGGCGUUUUAUGUA
Messenger RNA from Pollicipes pollicipes, 1704 nucleotides. RefSeq names its product serpin B6. The record is from RefSeq and is a predicted model, not a curated record. Bases 157 to 1308 code for a protein of 383 amino acids. Gene Ontology annotation, molecular function: serine-type endopeptidase inhibitor activity. NCBI's taxonomy places the organism in Eukaryota, Metazoa, Arthropoda, Thecostraca, Pollicipedomorpha, Pollicipedidae. The transcript is spliced from 3 exons.